Marmota flaviventris (yellow-bellied marmot) is the source of this 270-nucleotide messenger RNA. Lineage: Eukaryota; Metazoa; Chordata; Mammalia; Rodentia; Sciuridae. The record is from RefSeq and is a predicted model, not a curated record.
AUGUCCAAGAGAAAGACUGAAGUGGAUGCUACAGGAGAUAAAGCCAAGGUGAAGGACCCAAGGUUGUCUGCUAAACCUGCUCCUCCAAAGCCAGAGCCCAAGCCUAAAAAGGUCCCUGCCAAUAAGGGAGAGAAGGUACUCAAAGAAAAAAAGGGGAAAGCUGGCACUGGCAAGGAUGAGAAUAACCCUGCAGAAAAUGGAGUUGCCAAAACAGACCAGGCACAGAAAGCUGGAGGUGCUGUAGAUGUAAAAAGGAGUGGGUCUUUUUGA